Molecule: messenger RNA, 2161 nt
Organism: Schistosoma guineensis
Lineage: Eukaryota; Metazoa; Platyhelminthes; Trematoda; Strigeidida; Schistosomatidae
Source: the annotation of a GenBank genome assembly
AUCAUUUUCUAGACUCUUGAACUGAUAAAGUCACUGUUAGGUUAAUUAUUGGGUUUUGUCGUAAAACCAGAUAGGCUAUAGGGAAAAAAAGUUCAGCAGAUUAUGGAUUUGAGGUUUUAAAUCACAAACUGACAUUUGUUAGACACUUAUUAAAGACAUAGAAGCACCAUUAUAUUUUAGUAAUGAACUUCGCAAAAAGGUGCACCAACUAUCCCACCAAAAAUCGAACCCACUAUCUUCAGGUCUCACUGUAAGAGCUUAACAUUCAGACCGUGGUCGUAAUCACUUACAUCGGUAAUAUUUUUUUAAGAGUUUAACAGUUGAAAUCUACAAAAGGCUUGCCUUGAAGCCUAAAGAAUCUGGGUUUCAUCCUUUGUAUUGUUUUGGAUGUGCAUUACUGAAGAAUCGCAUAAUGGGCAAAACAGUUGUCCAGUGUCUCUUGGUUUUUAAUAGUCGUUUAACUAAAGUCAGUCUGUAAUGUAAAACUUUAAAUACAACAGUCUCCAAAACAAUCACCAAGAAGCUAGAUUGGCUAGGUUGUAUUGUAUCAUAUUACUAUUUUUAAUUUUGACUUUAAGGCUGAAAUACAAUUACACAAUGCAAUGAUUGAUGCUACUAGAAGUGCAAAUAAUUUAGAACGUUGUGUACUUGAUUUUGAAGGUCGUCGAUUGAAAGGUUUAAAAAGAAUUAUAACUGAUUUCAUUCAAAUUGAAAUGUUGUGGCAUGCUAAAGCAUUGGAAACAUUAACUUCAGCUUAUAAUGCAAUUCAAUUAUUACAUGAAGAAGCAGAUCUGAUUGAAUUUCGUGGUACACUACUACGUUCUGGAAGUAAUUUAACCAUGUUAAAUAAUAGCAAUAAUCUUCCAAUCAGUCAACAAAGUCUAACUAUUGGUGAUCAAUCAUCACCAAUGAUUUCUCCGCCAGUAUCAAUAAGAGAUCAUCGAUCGUAUCGGCCGUCAUCAUCUGUACAUAGUUCAAUGAAUUCAAUGAAAACUGGUAGUCGUUGUAGUUUAACAUCAUUAGGUCGUAAUAAAAAGAAAAAUCAACAACUACAAGGUCAAAUACAACAACAACAACACGAUCAACUUUCCUACUCCCAACAGUUACAGCAACAAAGACAACAUUCCGGCAUAUCACAUCAGCAGAAUGAUGAUGUAACAAGUUUAUUUACUGAAGGAGACGAUGAUAUUAGCAGUAGCCACAAUGUUCAAGAAAAAGUAGAUAACAGAAGCUCAGUGAAUGGUUUACAAGAUCUCGAAGAUGAUGAUGAUGAUUUCGACGAAGAAGACAACACAGAAAAUGAUGAUGAUGAAGAUGCUGAGGAAGAUGAAGACGGUGAAUAUAUGGUAAACAGUACUACUCAUUCACCAACACGAAUAUUAAAUCAUUCUGUAUCAUCCCCAGCUGCGAAUAGAAUAUCUGGAUCCACGCAACAUUCGCCAUUGAAAUCUGCACUGAAAACUGGAAGAUCUAAAUUAUGAUGACAUGAUAUUUGGUUUUCUAUUUUGUUGGUAGUAAAUUUAUCCUUUCAUAAUUAUUCAUCCAUAUAUUAGUUCUCUUUAAUAAAAAAACAAAUAAACUGUAUAUGUAUAACAAAAUAACAGAUUGUCUGAACAACUGCACAUAUUUUUUAAUAGAAUUCACCGUUCUUGUAUUGAAUAUAAGUUGGUUUAUUUUAAUUCACUACACAUUACAUGACACUAUAUCACUCAAUAUUUCGCAAAAAAUGUUACUUGCCUGUGUAUAUUACUUAUUUCUUUAAAAAAGUAGUAUAACUGUGUCGCAUAAAUUUAUUGUCACAUUUAUCUCGUUUUUAUAUUUGAUUUCAUGUUCUUAGAUUUUUCAAUGCAAAUUUAAUAAUGAUAAUAUUUAGUAAUAAUGGUUGUGGUUUUCUGUUAAACAAUUAGUUAUACUCAAUAAUCCAAUAACAUACUAUCUUUUGUAUAAAAAUUUUAUUCGUUGAAUUUCUUAGUUUGUAAAUUCAGAUAAUCAGUAAUAUAUAUAUAUACAUUUGGUCAAAUUGUGAAUGUGUUCAUUGAAGUGUACUUUAUCCCUAUCCUAAAUUCUGUCACUAUUGACAAGUACUUUUUGGUAUUAUACAGAAAAGAAAAAACAAGAUGUAUGUUUUGAUAUUAGAAAAGAAAUAUAUUACUGAAUUCAA